This is a messenger RNA of Nymphaea colorata (pocket water lily), 333 nucleotides long. RefSeq names its product antimicrobial peptide 1-like. Gene Ontology annotation, biological process: defense response; negative regulation of growth. Lineage: Eukaryota; Viridiplantae; Streptophyta; Magnoliopsida; Nymphaeales; Nymphaeaceae. The record is from RefSeq and is a predicted model, not a curated record. The coding region runs from base 1 to 333 and encodes 110 amino acids. The transcript has a single exon.
AUGGCCAGAUCUGUUGCUUUAGUCGCCGCUCUGGUGGCAAUGGUUAUGGCCGUCGAGUUCGCAAGCAUUGCCGAUGCAAAACAUAAAAGCAAUCUGAGGGUGUACGAGACGUCAGGGUGCCGCAACCGUUCCGAGAAGUAUGAGUCUUGUGGCUGUCACAACCUCAAGUAUAAUGCCGGAUACAAGUACGAUUAUAACGAGAAGCAUGAUCCGGACUCGAACAUAACAGUGUACAAGGCCCGUAACUGCACGGGGCAUGGGCAUGUGUUGCCUCAAGCUGAUACGAAAAACUGCAGCGCCUUCACAUAUGAGAGUGCCUACAUCAAGUGUUGA